CGUAAUACUCGCUUCCGUCGACGCACAUGCGAAGAUCCUCAUCAUGAAUGUGCGGUACCAUGACUAGUAUGGGGUAUACUAGUCCCUCUAUUUAUUUUGUUAUCUCCACAGGCAUGAACCAGUCUGCCGGAACGGCUCCGUAGAGUACUUUAGUUCUGAUUGUGUCGUUCCUCCCCAGUGUCGCUGUCGCUUUUCGUCCACUAAUUAUCCCCGCAUUAUACGGUGUGAUAACAAUCUCUACAUUUGGUUACAGAUCAUACACAUAAACGAAACGAACAAGAAUAGAGCCAAGAUGCCUGAGGUAUCCCCAGAAGUCGCCCAAAUCAUCACCAAGAAGCAGCUCUGGUACUGUCGCUUCGCCGACACUGGCAAGUGGGACCAGUUCGAUAAGGUUGCUUUGCCCGAGUGCACUUUCGCGUACCAUUCGGAAGGCAAUAUCUUCGUUAAUCAUGGGCUGACUUAUGCGUGGAACUCGACGGACGAGUUUACGUCGUUCUUCAAGGUGGCCUUCGAGAAACUCCAGACUCUCCAUGUGUCGGGCCCCGGGGAGUUCGAGUAUGUUAGCGAGGACGAGGUCAAGGCCGUAUUCGUCGCCGCCUACUAUUCAGCGUUGAAGGAUAAGUCACAGGAGUCACACGGAGUUCAAGGUGUUGGCGGAGGACACUAUUUCCAGACAUACAAGCGCAAGGGUGACGAUUGGUUCCUAUCAGAGCUUGUCUUUGAUCGCAUAUAUGAACAGUGAGCAUAGAAGCCAAUGACACCACUUGGAACAACCUAUCGAAGCAUCAACCCGCCGGGAGGAGAAGCUAGAAAGUGAGAUAGAGUGCCGAGAAUUCCGAUUACUUGGCUGAAUAGGGUCUUGAUAUAAUCAUUUUGUCUCUCCCUCGUAUCGGACGUUGGAUAUACCAGAGCUUGUCCGCCAUGAUGGCUUGAUUCAGGGUUAUUGAUUGGUUACAAUUAGGCGGCCUGUCUUGCUUCAAUUCAAUACUAG
Truncatella angustata is the source of this 991-nucleotide messenger RNA. RefSeq lists its product as uncharacterized. NCBI's taxonomy places the organism in Eukaryota, Fungi, Ascomycota, Sordariomycetes, Amphisphaeriales, Sporocadaceae. The record is from RefSeq and is a predicted model, not a curated record. The transcript has a single exon. Bases 293 to 742 code for a protein of 149 amino acids.